This is a messenger RNA of Exophiala xenobiotica, 1544 nucleotides long. RefSeq lists its product as uncharacterized. The record is from RefSeq and is a predicted model, not a curated record. The coding region runs from base 379 to 1428 and encodes 349 amino acids. The transcript has 2 exons. Lineage: Eukaryota; Fungi; Ascomycota; Eurotiomycetes; Chaetothyriales; Herpotrichiellaceae. Gene Ontology annotation, molecular function: hydrolase activity.
AUGACACCAGUGAUGUUCGUGCGAGUUGCACCGAUGAGCACCUACUUGAAGAGUUAUCUACGCAAUCGAGCUCCUCUCUCAGACAGUUUCCAUCCCACGAAUUCUACCACAGCAGAAUGAUCGACUUCCUCAACUCUUAGGUAUGUAACCUGAAGUGAGAAAGUGCAAGGUAAGCGACAAGGCAAGCCACGGUCCCUUGUUGAUGCUCCAAACGCACGCGAGCACCUCCGCAUUUUGCCAAAUCGACAGAUGACUCCUGACCUCUGACACGUGGAGGACAGCAGAUAUUGACAUGGGCUCACUUGUAAGCAACUGCUGCUGAACAGCAUCAACUAUCGCUGUCACUCUGCCCAUCUCACUCCUCGCCAACUGCUCGCAAUGGCAUCUACAAACACCGUCCCAUCCACAGCCUUGGGCCCGUCUCAGGCCUCUGGCCUCUCAUCGUCAGCAACAACGCGUAAAUUCCAACGUCCAUCCCUCUUCACCCGCUUCCGUUUCUUUCUAAGAAUAUGGCUCAUGAAGGGCAUGACCACGCUCUUCUUCAAAAGCAUUCGUCUAGUCCAUGCCCGUCAGCUUCGCGGCUUUCUGCCAAACUACACAAAAUGCUAUCCCGUCCGCCCAACACUAGAAAACCGUAUCUUCCUGCCUAAAGGCUACACCAGCACCGGCACCACGCAGUAUCCCCUCCUCAUCACCAUCCAUGGCGGUGGCUUCGCCCUUUGUGAUCCAGCCAUGGACGACGAGUUCAACCGCACCUUCGCCGACACGUACGACUUCAUCGUCGUGAGCGUGAACUACCACAAAGCCCCUGGCACUGCCUUCCCGACCCCCGUCCAUGACGUGGGCGCCAUCGUCGAGUCCAUCCUUGCCGACUCUUCACUCCCCAUCGACACCGGCAACAUCUCGAUCGCCGGCUUCUCCGCCGGCGGCAAUCUGUCUCUGGCCGUCGCUCAACUGCCAGGCAUCAAAGACAACGUCCGGUCCAUCAUCCCCGUCUACCCCGUCGUCGACUUCACCGGCCAACACAAGGGCGCCUUCCGCACCACGCCCGAUGGCAAACCCGACCUCCUGAAGGACCUGGGACCCUUGUUCAAUUGGGCCUAUAUCCCGCCUGACACGGACCUAUCCAACACUCUGCUCAGCCCCAUCUGUGCCGAUAGAAUGCAGCUGCCUCAGCGGAUAUUCUUCAUCGGCGCCGAGUACGACUAUCUGUGCCACGAAGCAGAAGUCAUGGCCAAGAAAUUCGCCGGCCUUGAGGCUUCGGAUACAGGUCCUGAAUGGGAACAGAACGGGAUCAAAUGGCGGAUGGUGCCGGACGUGACUCAUGGGUGGACACAUCUGUCCUUGAAGAACCCGGAAGCGGAAAAGAAGAGGAAGAAAGAUCUGGAGGGCUUGUAUAAGGAGAUGGCAGAUUGGCUGAGACAGUAGUAGUGUACAAAGCGUAUCCUGUAUAUGGAGCAGGAUGAACAAGGCAACAGUGGAGACUUCGAGUCACAUUUAUGCAGAGUCAUACUAGAAGUACUUCAACCUGUAUAUGCACACGA